GAAAGGCAAAUUGCCAAACGAUCGUAAAUUUAAUUACACACCUGCUCGUAGCAACAGUUUGAGAGAUUUCGAAAUAGGACACGUCUUUUAAAAGUUCAGAUUGAGUAUUAACGUUUGGCAACAUCCUCCAAAUGUCAGCGGUUUUGGUGUGGUUGAUUGACGUUUGUAAAUAAACCUCUGUUUGAACUGAGGAAGAAGGAUGGUAGGAAGUGAAUCUAGAGGACAAUGACUGUAACCUACAGUGCAGAAGUAGCCACUAGCAGAGGAUUUGGAUGUUUCUGGAAGUUAUUAUUUAGGUGGAGAGGGAGCAUUUAUAAGCUAUUAUGGCCUGAUUUAUCUCUGUAUUUUACAUUUUAUUACUUCUUGAGCAUCAUCUAUAGAUUUGCUCUAAAUGAAUCUCAAAGAAGAUACUUUGAGAAAGUCUCAUUAUAUUGCAAAACAUAUGGGGAUUUAAUUCCGGUAUCAUUCAUUCUGGGUUUCUAUGUAUCUAUUGUUGUAAAGCGAUGGUGGGAUUCAUUCAACUGCAUUCCUUGGCCAGAUACACUUGCAUUUUUUGUCAGUGCCUAUAUUCAUGGCCAGGAUGAAAGGGGGCGUUUGAUGCGACGUACUAUAAUGAGAUAUGCGAAUCUUGCAUUUGUAAUUACAUUAACAUGCAUUAGCCCAUGUGUAAAGAAACGAUUUCCUACUAUGGAUCAUUUAGUUGAAGCAGGUAUUUUGUUGCCAAAUGAGAAAAAAAUUAUAGAACAAUUAAAAACCUCUCAUUCCACUUAUUGGAUGCCUUUAGUAUGGGCAUCUAGCAUUGCCAUUAGAGCUCGUAAAGAAGGAAGAGUGCGGGAUGACUUUGCUCUAAACACUUUAGUUGAGGCUAUAGCAAAUUACCGCUCUCUUUGUGGAGGAUUAUAUAAUUAUGACUGGAUUAGUAUACCUCUAGUAUAUACACAGGUUGUUACGCUAGUAGUUUAUACUUUCUUCUUAGCUACACUGAUGGGAAGGCAAUAUUUAGAUCCAGAACAAGGACAUCCGGGCUAUGAUGUUGAUCUUUAUAUACCUAUUUUUAACUUUCUACAAUUUUUCUUCUACAUGGGCUGGCUAAAGGUUGCUGAAACUUUAGUUAAUCCUUUUGGUGAGGAUGAUGAUGAUUUUGAAGUUAAUUGGGUGAUAGAUAGAGACAUUCAGGUUUCUUAUCUGAUUGUUGAUGAAAUGCAUCAAGAGCAUCCAGAAUUAAUAAAAGAUCAAUAUUGGGAUGAAGUAAUGCCUGAUCUUCCUUACACUGCUGCUGCUAUGCCUUUCUAUACAGAGCCUCCUAUGGGUUCAGCAGCUAAUUUAAUAAUACCUCCUCAUGAGGCUGAAUUUGUGCCUCUUGAAACACUGAAUGAAGAUGAAGAUGGACUUGAAAGUAUUAAGGUAAAUGGAAUACCAUGUGAAGUUUCUAGUGACAGAAAUAGAUUAAGUCAUAAUUUAUCUGGAAGUUCAUACAGUGGCAUUUCAAAACUGGGCCACUCUUUCCAUCCAAUGUCAUAUGAGAGAAAAGGAAUACUGACCAUGAUGCAGGAUUUUCUUAGCAGAGAAUCAUCUGUGAGGAAAAAGAAACUGUGGAAGGUUCCAUCAAAAGAUAGUACGAUGGAUCCAUCUCCAUCUUGCGAUACUUCAGGUCCUCCGACCCCUGAUGAAUUAAAAGGCCACAGUGUUUUCAAUGAUGACAUAUUUCGAUUGUCAGAUCUAUCUUUGGCGGAUUCACGUGGUACAAGCAUAGCACAGAGUCCAGGAAUCUUCAGCAAUAUACAGGUGUCAGAUUUUUUCACCCGCAUGAAACCUGAAAGACCACAUCGAAUGAAUUUGAAAACCCAAGUAUCGAAUCCAAAAGUCUAUACGCCCAAAAGUGAAGCUGCAGAGGAUGAUAAUCUGAAGUUGUCGAAUGUUCUGAGAAAGCAGCGUACCAAUAGUUUAAAGCAUUUUUUUCGAUCAGGCAAAUACAGAGGUUCUCAAAAGUCAUUACUUGAAACAGUCAGUCGUGAACAUGCUAAUUUUAAAAAGGACUUGCAGACUGGAACUAGUGAGGAUAUUGGGAGUAAUGUUGAUGAAGCAUGUGAUGAUAUGGAUGGAAAAGAUUCUAAUACAAACUCUGAUGAAGAAGUUACUGUCAGAGAAGUCUAUGAGAAACCUAAAGAAACAAGUAAAAGCAAUAUUGAUUUAGUGCAAAAAAGUCCAUCAGCUUCAGAACCAAUAUCCAUUAAAAGACAUCACCACAGUGAAGCCUCAACUAUGUCAUCAGACGAUCAUGUCCUUGGUAAAUUAGCUAAGGAGCCCAGUACAUCCACUCUUGUAAAUGCUGAUAGUUCGUUAGAAUCCACUCCUCCUUCUAAUGGGAAACUCAGUGACGAGAGUGCGAAAAAUUCUGCCCAGGCCGAACAGGGAAAUGAAGAUGAUGUGUUUUCUGAUGUCAAAGCUGAUGAUUCUGGUAAUAAUAUUUCUUUGCUUCAUGAUACUCCAACGAAACCAACUCAUACAGUUUUGCCACAAAAGAAACUAUUUUCUAAGUUUCGAGCAAAGAGAGCUGUUAGUCUGCGCAUUGAUGGAUAUCAUAAAGAUUGUGAUUCAGCAAGUUUAUCUGGCCUGCAGAAAUUUUAUGCUCAAAAUAAAAGACAUAAAUUUCUGCGUACUGUUAGUCAACCAGUGAGCCCAACAGAAAUCAAUUCCCCCACAUUUGCUGAUAAAAUUCCAACCCAUAGAAGUCUCUUCAGCCGAAGACUGAGUAAGGAGCAGCCAACUGGGGAGAAGCAAUGUAAAACUUCUCAAGCAAAUCCUGAAAUAGUUGUGACUUCACAAAAGAUUUCUGAAGGAAGCAUUAAAGGUCGAAGGAUUUCUGAUGUGUAAUUUUGAAGUAGCAGUUUGCCAGUAUUGUGUUGGCUAUCACUUCUCAAUAUUAUGAAAUGCCUUAAAUAUGGUAAAAUAUUGUUUUAACUUUAUUUCUUAAAAAUGUUAAAGGUAUGUAUCUAAAUUAAAAAGGUAAAUGUUAAAGGUAUUCUAAAUUGUGAAUCACAUUGUAAACACUGAAGAUGUAGCAUUUCUUGAUUUUGUUAUAUGUGUAUCAUAGUGUGUUUCCAUACAUUUACUUGUAGUUUUGGAAGUUUCAUUGCUUAGAUUUUAGUAAUAUUUAUUAAGAUAUUUUUAGAUGUAUUUGUCAGUUACUGAUUCUUAUUUUUUUUUUUUAAAUCUUGUAUUUGUGUCUUCCUUUAUUACAUUACACAUUAAAAAAUAUUUAUACAUGCACGAUGGCCAUUUACUUAAAGUAAAUGAGAAAAAUCUGUAUUUGAAACAGGAUUUUGCUUUUUAUGUUUCAUUUAGUCAUAAGCUUAAAUUAAUGCUUUAUUUAGAACCGAUUUUGUGUUUUUACAAGAUCUCAGUAAUGCAGUAAUUGCAAUAUAGAACAUUUAAUUUUGUUUUAUUUUUUACGUAGUCGUACAGUGCAAACAUUAGUUCAGUAUUGAAUUUUUUUUUUUUUUUUUUUUUUUUUUUGUGUGUGUGUGUGUGUUUCAUUUGUCUGCAGUUUUGCACUUUUGGCUAAAAUAAGUAUAUAUAUUUUAUCAUAUACAAGUAUGAAUGAACAUUUUAGCUUUGGAAUUAAAUGGGAACAGAAAAAGUUUAUAAUGGCAGUUUUAUAUUUGAAAAAAUAAUGGAACUGACAAUUGUAGUUUGUAAAUUGAAAGUUCAUAAAUUGCAUACCUGCCAUUUUUAAGAUCAAAAUUAUGAAUUUCAGUCAAAAAUCAGAUUAAAUUGGAAUAGACUUUAUCUUAGCUCUUUUAUUCAUUUGAAAAUGUUAGAUAGGCUAGCAAAACAGAAUAAUUAAUAAAUGUAAUAAAGAAAUAAAAACUAUGUAUAUCAAGAUUUAAUCUUAAAAUAUGAAUUAAUUUAUUCAUAAACUAAUAAUAUGUUGUGUAUAAUAAUUAUAAUGACAUAUAUAAUUGUUAUUGCCACCCAUAUGGUAUAAUGGUUAGGGGAGCCUGACUGCGAUACUGAAGGGCCCAGGUUCCAAUCCAGGAGAAGGCAUGGAUGUAAAAUUGUCUAUCCCUUCAUAAGAGGUAACGGUGGCCGCCUAUUAGGUGCCUUCACAAUAAAAUGGCCACCAAUUCUAGCCUUAAGAGUGGCCUAUGCCAUUAUAGGCAAGUGUCUGCCAUUGGGAGAAAAUAAUAAUAAUUGCUAUUUAAUAAUAAAAUAUUAAGUUGCAUCAUUUUUGUAUAUUUUAAGUAUGCAUACAUGUGUGUUGCCAAGUCCCAGUUUACUGGAAUGGAUGGAUUUGGAUUAUUCAGUUAUGGCAAAGCACACAAGGGCUAUCUGCCUAAAGGGAGGGAUGCCUUUUGUGGAGGACUUUCUAAGGGAAACUGGCUCAUAUACAAGUUACACAUGGGGAAAACCAUGAAAACACCCAUGCAGCCAGCCCGUUUGCGGGAUUCGAACCUCGGACCGAACUACCAGUUUUCAGCAUCUUUACCGCUCGGCCGCUGGUGGGCCUUACUGGAAUGGAAAUAUAGAUUUAGUGAGUUAGAUUUAUCAAACACCGUUUAAAAAAAAAGUUAAAAUUGUUUAUUCUGGAAUAAGGAGAAAAUUGCUGUUACAAACUAUAUAUCAGUGUGAAACAAAAUUAGCUGCAGAAAAUACUAUGAAAAAAAUGCAUGGAAUACCAGCAGGGAAUGGUGUUAUAGUGUUUAAGAGUUAUAGUGUUAAGUGCAGCAGUGCAUGAUUUAACUGUACAUAAUGAAAAAUAUAUAAACAAUAAUAUGUAAAAUAUAUAAACAAUGUUAAAUUCUAUGUUAGUAUAUUAGUAAAUUGUCUAUCUGUUGUUCAUUAAUAAAAAUAAAUCAGUA
This is a messenger RNA of Stegodyphus dumicola, 4862 nucleotides long. RefSeq lists its product as uncharacterized. Lineage: Eukaryota; Metazoa; Arthropoda; Arachnida; Araneae; Eresidae. Gene Ontology annotation, molecular function: chloride channel activity. The record is from RefSeq and is a predicted model, not a curated record.